Molecule: messenger RNA, 3172 nt
Organism: Brienomyrus brachyistius
Lineage: Eukaryota; Metazoa; Chordata; Actinopteri; Osteoglossiformes; Mormyridae
Exons: 2
Coding region: 208-1320 (370 amino acids)
Source: RefSeq, a predicted model, not a curated record
GAAAUACUGAGUAACACAAUCUGCACAUCAGCUGCCUGUCAGGGUGUAUGUUUCUGCUGCCACUGACCCACCAGGCCCCCUUACUGGCUCGGCCAGCCCGAGGUAAUGGAGGAUCCCGCGACCGAGGAUCCCCCUUCCGAGGAUCUGCACCUCGCGGAGGAGAUGCGGCUGAAUUUGACCCGGCUAAGAAGCUAGGUCGCUGAAGACAUGAUCCGGCAGGCGACCAUUGAUUGUAGCUUCCUCCCUCCCUUGCCGUGUGAGCUGCCGGACCUCGCAGCACCAGCUCGCAGAAGAAGGAAGCAGGGAGAGAAACGUGGGGACGCGCUGAGAGUUUUUCUGGGGGCCGUCUCGAUCUCCGCUACUUCACUUAUGGCGUGUCGAGAGAAGAUCGUCCCUGCUGUCUCGUCUGCUCACGACAACCGUCUGCCUGUUGCUGCUUCACCUGCACUCGGAGCUCAUCUGCCUGUUGCUGCUUGGCCUGCGCCCGCUGCCAAGGCGUGGACCCCUGCUCUGUUACCCCCAUGUGACAGACCCCGACCAGGACUGGCUCUCCAUAUCCAGGAGGGGGAGAGGUCACUUGCGCAGGGGUCGGUUCCCGUCCGGCCUGCCCCCUGGCCCGCCCUCGGUCCCUGUGGCUGGGGUUUGUGGGGCGCCUGUGGGUCCUCCUCUGAUGACUCUUCGGCCACCUUCGGCCCCGCAUCCGUAGACUCGUCGGUUGUCUGCGGGUUCCCCCGCUUCGACUCAUCGGUCACCUACGCCUGGGCCGGCUGUGACUGCGCCUUCGCCUGCCGUGGCUGCUGUUCGCUCCUCCCCUCCGCCAGUGUCUCCUUCGCCUUCCUCCUCGCCUCCUCUGGUGCCCCCUUCCUGCCUCGCAGUUGCCGAGGGUUCCUUCGGCUCCAACCUCAGGGUCGCCUGCUGCCCCUGCAGCUUCCGCCUGUUGCCUGCUGGGAUUCCCUCAGGCUCCCCGUUUCUCUCCGCCCUUUGCCUCCUUGCCCUCUGCCUUCGUGCCCCCUGCGUCUGCUCCUCAUCCUCCUGUUUCUCCUUCAUUCGCUCCUGGCCCCUUCGUUCCUCCCAUUGGUGUUCCCCCUGUGUCUCCGUUUUUGUUGCCUCUGUCCCUGUUUGUUUUUCCUUUUGCUUGUCAGUUGUUGUGUGGGUUGCUGCCUUCAUGUCUGUUCUGCGCGUCUGUCUCAUUCCCAGUGCCCCGUUGAUGUUUUGCUUUUGUUUUCUAGGUCCCGUGUCCCCGGUCUCGUUCCUCGUCUGGUGUUCACACCUUUGGGAGGGGAGGGGUUCUGUCAUGACCCACUCGUCCAGUUGUCCUGAGUGCCACGCCCGCUCAUCUACCCCAUGUGGAUUCCCUAUGUUCACCAGCUGUUUUGCAUUUUUUAUGAUUAGUUUAGUGUAUUUAAGUCCACGUCACAGUAGGUUUCCCCAGUCCUGUCAUUAAUGUUACAUGUGUUCUAGAGUGUGUUACCCUGUAAAUUGUUUGUAUCCACGGCUUCCUUCGCCUGCCGAUCCCUAACAGAUCUCUGGUCAACAUGAACAGUAUUUACAAAUCAAAGUAUUUUUUACUCCUGGCUCUUUCACUUAUAAUAUACCACUUGCUUGGUAUAUACAAACAAAAAAGGUAUUUUGGCAAAGUGAAACUUGGGAUCCAAGUGCAGGAUCAGGCCAUUUGUCCUGCAUCCAAGAAGCACAGCAUCUUACUUGUCUUAAUGUUGUCAGGUUCUCCAGAUCAGUGGCUCCACUGACUACUAUCAAUUAAAAUUCCAGAGUGGGGGAGCUGGCAAUGUAAAAAAAUAUAAACUUUAUUUUAGAAUAUUCAGAAAAUCUUCAUUGUAAUCGUCAUGCUACACAGUUUUAGAAUUACUGAUCUGUACAGUGUUCCUGGGAGGCUUGUAAAAAUUCUCACGGAAUAUGUUUAAAUGGCAGAUGGCUGUUUUCACAAGAUGGUGGCUGCAGGCUCCAUUUUUACUCCAGGUUGCCUUCUGUCUUGCAGUACCAGUUUUCUAAUUUUGAGAUUAUCUGCGGUGUGCAUUUUCAGGUGCAGAAUUUCAUCCAUAUACUGUAAUGUUUUUGUGAAGUAGUAAUAAGAUGUAUCAAAGAUCAAAUAGAAUAAAUACAUCAAUAAUAAUAUCAUCAUAAAUUAUGUUUACUGUCUGAGACUGAUUUUUCUGGUAUCACUAUGCGGCAGUUUGAAUAAGAUCUAUCAAAUAGUUUUUUUUAUCAUCUUAACAGGAUCAAGUGUCAAAACAUUUGCCAUUUUUUUGCUGUCUCUGUGCAGCACAGAUUCAGAUUCAGUUCCUGUCCAGCUCUCAUGCAGUGUUUCUGCAAAGUUCGAAAAAGAUGCGUUGAAUAGAUUUUCAUGAUUUUAAUCAAACGAUUUUGGAAGCAUUGCUAACUAUUUUUAUGAUCUAAAAGUGCACGGUCUGAAGCACACAAUGAAAGUUCUUUUAGGUUGUGCCCAACCCACUUUUGCUAGUUUAAAGGCAGAAAAAUACUCACUGCACCAGGCGCAGUGUGAUGUCCGAUGCGAGAGUGAACAAGCAUGGAAGUUAAUCCAGAAGACGAAAGCCAAAGGACAAGGUUUUAUUUGGGGUAAACGGGGAGCAGCACAAGACAAACGUCAAUGACAGAGCUGGAGAAUACAGACUUAGAUGUGGACUAAAUACAUCAGACAAGCCGAAAUCACAGGGAACAGCUGGGCACAAUCGGGGAAGCACACGUGGGUGAUCAUAGGCGUGGUACACACGAGGACUGGAUGCGCAGGUCAAGACACACAUGGUCAAAAAUCUUCUAAUUAGUCAUGAGUGUGUUUGGAGUGUAAUGUGCUAUAAACUGCAAGUCUCAGUGACGCAGACCUCAAGAACUGUGAUUGAUCCUCUUGGUAGCAUUCAUUUUUUGUAUGAAGAAAGUGUACAUCCCAGGUGUACUUAUAUCACUGAUUGAAAGUGAAGCGCUAUUUAUAUCUAGUAUUGAAUAACCAUAAUCACUCUAGGCACCGUAGCAACAGGUCUACAAAGAACUCAGUCGUACUUUACAAGACUAAAACAAAAGUAAAAUGUACCAUGGACAUUAACUUCAGAAGAGAAAAUGCAUAAAAUGUGAUAUUGAAGUGGCUUGACCUGUUUCCAAAUAUAGCACAAAUAUAAUCAGGACUUGAUAAAUGGUUAAA